UCCCCUUUGCCAUUUGCCAGUUCUACGUCUCUCGUAGACAUUUCAACAGCGUCUCGUUUAUCGGGCUUUGGACAGCAUUUUAUUUGUACAUAUUUAAAUUUGCGACAAGUUUUACGUGGUGCGGCCUAUCCAGAGAACACAAUGGCUAAUCGCUCCUUUGACAAUGGCAAAAACCAACGUGACAACCGUGACUACAAUCGAGAGUUCAAUCGUGAUGGCAAUCGGGGUGGCAACAAUCGUGGCACUUAUCGUGGCAAUAAUCGUGACAACAACUAUCGCGGCAAUCGCGACAAUCGCGACAAUCGGGACAACUAUCGAGAGGACAGGAACCAUCGCAACUUCGGACGUGAUCGCAAUUGGGAUAAUCACAAUCGCAAUCGCAACAACCAGCGGCCGGUGCCCACAGAUCCACCGUUCAGCGCCUAUGUGGGCAAUCUGCCCCAGGGCCUUGUCCAGGGCGAUGUGAUGAAGAUAUUCUCGGACUUUGAGGUGAAGAGCGUGCGGCUGAUCAAUGACCGUGAGACGGACGAGUUCAAGGGCUAUGGCUACGUGGAGUUCGAGACGCUGGAGCAGCUGGAGCGCGCCCUCGCGUGCAAUGGGCGCAUCAAGCUGGACAACUUAUCGGCUCCGCUGCGCAUCGACAUUGCCGAUAAUCGCCGCCAGGUGGGUGAGGGAGGAGGAGGAGGUGCUGCAGGCGGUGGUGGACGAGGCGGAGGAGGUGGCUAUCAGCAGUCCUCGGGCAGCCGCAACUAUUACCAGAGACGCAACUAUCGGCGCGACGACAGCGUCGGCUCGCAUCAGAUUCCGCCCAGUCCGGACACCGACAGCCUGCGCGGCUCCCCCGGGCAGUCCUUCUCCAACAGCAGCCCCACCAGCAGCACCGUAACCCUGCGAGGUGGCCCACAGUCUCCCCGAGACAACAUUAACAGCAAUCGCUCCGGAAAUCGCUACCAGAGCCACGACAAUGCCCAGCGCAAUCGCAACCACAGCACGGGCUACCUCGAUAGCCUGCAAUCCUCGGAGAGCAUCCAAUCGCGCAAUCGCAACUUCAAUCGUUACAACAACAACGGCAGAGGAGGCGGUGGCGGCGGUGGACGCUCGCCGGAUCGUCAGCGUUUCAACAGCAGCAACGGCAAUGACAACGGCAACUACACACAUUUUACACAGAAUCGCAAUCGGGAUCGUCGUGGCCACUACAAUCCGAAUGGUGGAGGCGGUGGCAAUGGCACUGGCAAUGGCAGCCUUCGUGGCACCAGUCCGGGCUCCACUUCCCUUCGCUCCCUCAUGGACGACGACGAUCGCCCGAAGCUGCAGCUGAAGCCGCGCACUGUGACGGACCCCCUCAAUGCGCUGGCCAACACCGAGCAGGCCUCGAAGAUCUUUGGCAAGGCCAAGCCACGUGCUGAGCAAACCACGCCCACAACCACGCCACGCUCGGAGCAACAGGGCGGCAACAACAGCGACUAAACGGACACCAAAAGGCACUCCAAAAAGAACAGAAAAAACCAAAAAAGAUUCCAGCGAAUACCAACAAAAUCAGCAGCAGAAACAGGCAACAAGAUCUCUCCCUCCUCUAAACGUUUGUGUCGAAAUGAAAUUGUAUUUAAUUAAAUCU
This is a messenger RNA of Drosophila subobscura, 1615 nucleotides long. It is a transcript of the gene eIF4H2, whose product is annotated as GATA zinc finger domain-containing protein 14. NCBI's taxonomy places the organism in Eukaryota, Metazoa, Arthropoda, Insecta, Diptera, Drosophilidae. The coding region runs from base 142 to 1467 and encodes 441 amino acids. Gene Ontology annotation, molecular function: RNA binding. The transcript is spliced from 2 exons. The record is from RefSeq and is a predicted model, not a curated record.